Messenger RNA from Candida tropicalis MYA-3404, 615 nucleotides. RefSeq lists its product as uncharacterized. NCBI's taxonomy places the organism in Eukaryota, Fungi, Ascomycota, Pichiomycetes, Serinales, Debaryomycetaceae. The transcript has a single exon. The coding region runs from base 1 to 615 and encodes 204 amino acids. The record is from RefSeq and is a predicted model, not a curated record.
AUGUUUGUCAAUUCACUGUUUCUUCCAGGUAUUUUAAAAAGAUCUUUUGGAUCUGUAAGAUCAAUCAGUUCACGUGCAACCCCAAAAUAUCAAUUCUUGAAAUUCAACAAUACUUUUCAACCAAUUGCCAGAGUUCAAAGAGCUUCAUAUAAUUCUUCAAGUUCUAAUACAUUCAAGCUAUUAUUUGCUAGUGCGGGAUCUUCAUUCUUGAUCUUAUCUGCAUUCAGCAAGAAGAUUCAUAAUGAUACUGCAACACAAAUCCAAUCAAGAUUGCCAUCAGUCAACGUAGAACAAGUCAAAUCUGAAAUCCAGCAACCAUUCAAAAAAUCAAGAUUUAAUGGAUAUUUAAACUAUGAAGAAUUAACUAUUGGUUCUGUUGUUGGUUUAUUCUUGGGUAUUAUAAUUGGGAAAUUAUCUCAAGUUAUAGUUUUUGUCUCAUUGUCAUCUUAUUUCUUGCUUGAAUUUUUGGAAAAUAGGAAUAUCAUUACCAUUCCAUGGAAUUAUUUCAUCACCAUUGGAAAAGAAAGAAUCAAUUUAAAACAAUUAUUCUUUGAAAAACCAAGUUUUAAGAUUUCUUUUGUUUUAUCAUUUAUUAUCGCUGCUUAUAAUGUUUAG